UGCGCGGUCCUGAGCCGGGCAGUGCCGGCUGCGCGGGCGGCGCGGAGCUGUGCCGGGCUGCGCGGCGCUGCGCGGGGCUGCGCGGAGCAUGUCGGCGCUGCGGCGCAAGCUGGGCGAUGAGUACCAGGUGGUGAGCACCUCGGCCAGCGGCGGCGGCCUCCCGCCCCCGCGYAGCGCCCCGCGCGGGAAGCGCCAGCGCUUCGUGGACAAGAACGGGCGCUGCAACGUKCAGCACGGCAACCUGGGCGGCGAGAGCAGCCGCUACCUCUCGGACUUCUUCACCACGCUGGUGGACCUCAAGUGGCGCUGGAACCUGUUCAUCUUCAUCCUCACCUACACCGUGGCCUGGCUCUUCAUGGCUUCCAUGUGGUGGGUGAUCGCCUACAUGCGCGGGGACCUCAACAAGGCGCACGAUGACAGCUACACCCCGUGCGUGGCCAACGUGUACAACUUCCCCUCGGCCUUCCUCUUCUUCAUCGAGACCGAGGCCACCAUCGGCUACGGCUACCGCUACAUCACCGACAAGUGCCCCGAGGGCAUCAUCCUCUUCCUCUUCCAGUCCAUCCUGGGCUCCAUCGUGGACGCCUUCCUGAUCGGCUGCAUGUUCAUCAAGAUGUCGCAGCCCAAGAAGAGGGCCGAGACGCUGAUGUUCAGCGAGCACGCCGCCAUCUCC
This is a messenger RNA of Malurus melanocephalus (red-backed fairy wren), 673 nucleotides long. RefSeq names its product G protein-activated inward rectifier potassium channel 1. Gene Ontology annotation, cellular component: plasma membrane. NCBI's taxonomy places the organism in Eukaryota, Metazoa, Chordata, Aves, Passeriformes, Maluridae. Gene Ontology annotation, molecular function: G-protein activated inward rectifier potassium channel activity. The annotation marks the transcript as partial. Gene Ontology annotation, biological process: potassium ion import across plasma membrane; regulation of monoatomic ion transmembrane transport. The record is from RefSeq and is a predicted model, not a curated record. The transcript has a single exon.